Molecule: messenger RNA, 357 nt
Organism: Linum tenue
Lineage: Eukaryota; Viridiplantae; Streptophyta; Magnoliopsida; Malpighiales; Linaceae
Source: the annotation of a GenBank genome assembly
CCGGGGCUGGCACCGUAGGCGGCAGCGAGCCACGCGGUCUUGAGAGAGCUACUGGCGAAACAGGGGUUGAUAACUCUCUCAAAUGAAAGCAAGAAGGAUAGGGUUGUGAGAAUAGCCCCGUACCUCGCUGAUGACUCGGAUCGCACCCCAGCUGCUGGGGGGGAGUUCCUCUCCUUGCUUCUCCAGAAAAUCCAAGGCACCGAGAGUUACACUGAAGAAUCGGAUCAGACGCCCGGUAAUCGAGCCCAACAGAACCGAAAAAUCUCCAGAAAAUCCUUCAUUGCCCACCCCACACAACUGCUUCCCCAACCACCAAAGCUGAACGUCGAUGCCGCCACUUCGGCCGAUCAACUCCGC